UUGUGGUGCUUCUAUAAAUACUCACUGAAACCAAUUACUCCACCUACAUCACUAAAUUCUAGUUACAACCAUCCAACCACACCACUCUAACAGAGAAACUGUAACUCUCAAAAAGCCUGACAUGAGGCUCUUCAGUUUCUCUCCCUCAUCUUCAUCUUCUUCUUUUCCCAUUACUUCUUCUUAUAGUAAUUUCAUCUCCCUACUCUUUGUUCUUGUUUUUCUCAUUACUAACUUGCAUUCAGUUAAGUCCGAUUACCAUGACUACAAAGAUGCAUUAUCAAAAUGCAUACUGUUUUUCGAAGGCCAAAGGUCCGGGUUUCUCCCAAACGAUCGACGUCUAAACUGGCGGAUGAAUUCCGGUUUAGGAGACGGUUGGCAGCACAACGUAGAUUUAACCGGUGGGUAUUAUGAUGCAGGAGACAACAUAAAGUUUGGCUUUCCAAUGGCAUUCAGUACUACAUUAUUAUCAUGGAGUGUUAUUGAGUUUGGAGAGUUUAUGCCUCCAAAUGAGUUCAGAAAUGCUUUGGUUGCUAUAAGAUGGGGCACUGAUUAUCUUCUCAAAACAAUUUCACAUCCUAACAAGAUUUUUGUUCAGGUUGGGGAUCCAAUUGCAGACCAUAACUGUUGGGAAAGGCCAGAAGACAUGGACACUGCUCGGACGGUUUAUAGCGUAGAAGCACCGCAAACUGCUUCGGAUGUAGCUGGUGAAACAGCAGCAGCACUUGCAGCGGCAUCCAUUGCGUUUAGAUCAUCUGAUCCAGGUUACUCUGAGGCUUUGAAAAGGAGUUCAAUCAAAGCAUUUGAAUUCGCAGAUAACUAUAAAGGUGCUUAUAGUGAUAAUGACGGUGUUAGAUCCGGUGCAUGCCCUUUCUAUUGUGAUUUUAAUGGAUAUCAGGAUGAAUUAUUAUGGGGGGCAGCAUGGUUAAGAAGAGCCUCACAAAAUGAGUCAUAUCUUGAUUACAUACAGUACAAUGGUAAAACCUUAGGGGCCGAAGACAGUACUAACGAAUUCGGUUGGGAUAAUAAACAUGCCGGCAUUAAUGUGCUCAUUUCCAAGGAAUUCCUUGAAGGAAAAGUGUAUUCGCUCGAAUCGUAUAAAUCAUCUGCAGAUAGUUUCAUGUGUACAUUGAUAAACGAAUCCUCAUCUUCACACAUUGAGUACACUCCUGGUGGCCUCAUAUACAAACCUGGUGGUAGCAACAUGCAACACGUCACCUCUAUCGCUUUCCUCCUCCUAGUUUACGCGAAUUACCUCUCACGGACAUCGCAAACCGUUAACUGUGGGAGCGUCUCUGUUGGCCCCGCUUCUCUCCAUCGACAGGCUAAGCAACAGAUUGAUUACAUAUUAGGAGACAACCCAAUGAAUAUGUCAUACAUGGUAGGAUAUGGAAACAAGUACCCGCAGAGAAUCCACCACCGCGGCUCAUCUUUACCAUCAGUAAAAGACCAUCCUCAAGCAAUUACAUGUAAGGAAGGUUCUGUAUACUACAAUUCAGCAAACCCCAACUCUAAUACCUUAAUUGGAGCGGUGGUAGGCGGUCCAGGAGAAGAUGACAUGUACGAAGACGAUCGAGUAGAUUUUCGAAAAUCUGAACCUACUACAUACAUCAAUGCUCCGUUAGUUGGCGCCUUGGCUUACUUUGUUUCUAACCCAAAUUAACAAAUUAGGAAGAAAGAAAAACACUUGUUGAAGUGCACAUAGGUACAUAGAUAUACAGCAUAUACACCACCUAAUAUAGUUAAUAUUAGUAACUUAUACUAAUUGAUAUUAAGGUGGUAAUAAAUAGGAAAAAUCAGUUAGUGCCUCUCAUCUUGUGGGAAGACAAGGAUAGUAGAGGCUUCUUUUUAUAAUCACAGAAUUUUUGUUUUGGUAAGGUUAUUUCGAUUUUCGGAGUGAAUUUGUAUUUUUGGUUUUUAUUUUGAUUGUUGUACUAGUUUUUCAAGCAAUAUUAUCAAGAGUAAUAAUAUGUCA
This is a messenger RNA of Papaver somniferum (opium poppy), 1972 nucleotides long. RefSeq names its product endoglucanase 24-like. The record is from RefSeq and is a predicted model, not a curated record. Gene Ontology annotation, biological process: carbohydrate metabolic process. Lineage: Eukaryota; Viridiplantae; Streptophyta; Magnoliopsida; Ranunculales; Papaveraceae. The coding region runs from base 122 to 1660 and encodes 512 amino acids. Gene Ontology annotation, molecular function: hydrolase activity, hydrolyzing O-glycosyl compounds. The transcript has 5 exons.